UAAGAUAGAGGAUAAUACAGAGGCGGACGAUGGACCUUUGCCAACCCAGCUGAUUAUGGCAGUCUUCCUGGUGAACCACUGCAAGUUUAAUGGCUGUGGAUUGUCCUUUCCUAACCUUCUAGAGCUCAUCCAGCAUAUCGAGGACACACAUAUAGAAACUAUCACUGAUCCAGUCAAGGAGGCUGUGCAGGAGACUCAGCAGCCGUCAUGCCUCCCGCUUUCUACAGUGCUGAGGUUUUUCAGCCCUGGUGCCCCAAGAACCAUCUCCAGGAAGCAUUCCCUCAGCAAGGCAGGUGGUGGCCCAAAUGCCAAGGUGCAGAAGCUCUCUCACUCCAAAAGCAAUUCCUCCUAUAGCAAAACCACCAAUGGCAAAUCUCCACCUGCCAGCAGCAGUCCCACCUCAGGGACUGCAAUCCACCUCACAUCCACACUCAUCCCCUCAGCUAAGCCGAGUGUCGUCUCGAGUCUGGCCAGCUCGAACGGCAGAGGCUCAAGCAUGGGAGGCUCCAGCGUGGGAACCCCAUCCUCCACACGCGAGAGCACUCCUGUCAGCGCUGUCAGUAACAGCCCCCCAGUGAGUGAUGAUGAGGAUGCACUCAUCAGUGAGAAUGAGGACAGCAAUGACUCAUGGACCACACAGGAUGAAAUACCAGCUGACCUCAUCAUCAAGCUGGCAAGCAAAGGCCACACUGGCAGUAACACUGAGGACAGGCCUUAUGUCUGCCCUGUGGUUGGGUGUCGGAAAAGGUACAAAAAUAUCAAUGGGAUCAAAUACCAUGCCAAGAAUGCCCACAAAAAAGACAGCAAAGUGAGGAAGCCAUACCGAUGUUACUGCGGCAAGAGUUACUGCACCAAUCAAGGGCUCAAGGCCCACUGUGGCCAGACUCACAAGAGUGAGAAUCUUACUGCUGUCACCACUAACACAGGGGAGGUGCUGCAGGUGCCAGCCAACCAGGUCUCCACUACCAAGAAAGCCAUUAGUCUGACCUCAGAGAGUGAAAAGACCAUUGGUGACAUGGGUGGGACUGAUUCAAGUCCCAACCAGAUCACUGUCACAGGACAGAUUAUCAAGGGAGGUUCAGUGGCAGCCUCUAAAGGUGCCACCAACACCACCACCACCACCACCAUAUCCAGCAUCAAUUUGUCAGGUCUUCUUGCAGCCAGUGGAGGGAAGCUUGCCUUAAAAGCUCUACCUAAUGGUCAGCUGCUCUUUUCACAGCCUCUUGAAGGAAAGAUUGCUGCUCUUGUGAAAUCUGACCCUGACCAUGACUUCUGCAGUGAGGAUGGGAAGGGCAACCUUAUCCAGCUAAAAACUGAUGGUAUACAGCAGCUGGAACUUGGCAAAGUGCUCCAAGCUAGUACCAAGUCCUCCCAGCACUCAUUGGCAGUUACCACAUCCACCAUCUCAGUGGCCAUUCCAGCCAGCACCCUAAACUCUCUCAAGCAUUCCCAACGGAUGGGACUGACCUCCUCGGCCAUGCUAGCCCGGGCACUCAAGACCCAAUUGACCUCCACCCCAGCCAGCCUUCCCUCAGUGGUAGGGCCAGUAGAAGGGCAAGAGGAAGCUGGGAUGGUGGGAGGUCAAAGUGUGCUAUUAGGGGUCACCAUGGAGGAGGGCACUCUAUUGGACACUGGUGAUGGCACCCUGUCUGAGCUAUCCGUCAUUGAGUAGAGUUGUUACUACUUAAGGAAGGUGUGUCUGAUGGGUAUCUUGUGUUUGUUGAUUUGUUCUGUUAUUUUGGGUGAAAGUGAAAGAGCUUCAGUACCUUAUAUUUGGCUAUACUGGAUGUUGGGCUCUCAGGGACAGUGACUGCAGACUGUCAUGCAUAGGCAGUGGGCCAAGACUAGAUGAAUGCUGGGUGGAGGGUAGGAGUAGGGGUAGUGGUAGCAGUAGCAGUUAAUAGGAGGAGCAACAACACAGGCACGGGAUUUAGUCCCUGUUGUGUAGUUUUGCAUAAUAUCUAGUCCAGUCUGAAUAUCAAAUAAGAAGCCUUAGAACAUUACAUUACUUCACAGCUUCUCCCAGUCUAUUUUAUCAUAGGUGUUGUAUCUUGUUAACACUUUGGGUCACACAUACAUAAGUGUUCUCCAUUUGGAGCUCUACGGUACCUGGAAAUUCACUAUUAUCUCCAUCCACAUUUUGCAUGUAAGUAUACAGUGGUUUUCAUCAUUAGAGAAUGUUUUGUACAAUAAAUGUAAAUAUUGUCCAUUUAAACUAAUUGACACCAUAUUAAGUGUCUUAGUCCUAGCAGGCAUUACACAGUGAAGCUAAGGCAGUGUUUGGGUGAUUCAUGUGCAUUCCAAUAAGUUGUACUUCUGUAAGGGUGAAAAUGUGGUGAGUGCAGCACUCUGAGAUGAAUGAAUCACUUGGAGAGAUGAGGGUGUGUAUAUAUGUAGGAAAAAUGCAUAUGUGGGAUGUGAGAAGGUAGUUCCUUAUAUUUUGAGAGGAAAAGUUCUAUUAUUGUUCAAAGAAAAGGAGAAAUGGGGCAGUGAAGUGAGAAAAGUGGAGUGCAGGGUUAAAAUGUAUGCAUAGAAGUAAAUGGAACUUGUGCAAUGUCCAUCUCUCUUUGAGAUGAGAAACAAGCUUAAGAAUUGGGAGAUUGAAACUGUUGAUAUACAAGUCAGUAUUUUAGAAGAGAUAGCAGAUUGAAAUUGUGUACCAUGGUGUUUUCUAAGUCCUAAUGUUUUCUGACGUACAUUGGUAACAAAAUACGUGUCCAUGACUGAGUGAGAGAUUGUGAUAGCCACCAGUAGCAGCCUCAAGCAAGGUUGCUUUUGUGUUGGCCUUUGGUGGAAUGGCAGGUACAAGAUGCCGGUGAAGAAAAGAGUAAUGUGUGUGUGUGUGUGUGUGUGUGUGUGUGUGUGUGUGUGUGUGCAUUUCAUUCCUGACUUGUCAAAGGUUCACAGAUACAGUGAGCAAUAAGCUGCCCUUGUUGCUCAGUAAGUCAGUGUUUGCAGUCUCCAUGUUUCAGUGUACAUUAGAUUCUGUACAACUUACAGAUACUGAUUUGAACUACAUUAUGCAUCAUGUGUUGGUGAAUCAGUGUUGUAUGAUUAAGUUAGUUACAGUUAUAAGAUGUACUUUUGGAAGAUGUAUUUGAAACUCUUAAAAGAGGUCAUGUCUACAUUUUAAUUUUAUCAGACUUAGAUGAUUAAUGAACAGAAACUGCAAAUAGGGAACCUGUCCAGUAAAAGUUAAAAAAAAUGAUGAUCAAGUGAGUAGAGACUUGCCUUGUGUGUUACAGGGUAUGUAGAUAACCAUUAAUGGCUGAGCAUGUAAUGCCAUGUGGCCAUGUGUAUAUUUGGUGUGUUCAGUGUUACUGUAAGUGUGGUGUUGGCGCCGAGUGACAGGACACAUCCUAGGCUGCCAUCCUCCAUUGGCAGUGUUUUCUCCCAAAAGGAGAGCAAGCUGGAAAGAGGCCCAAUACUGCUGAAUGACCUAUAUACCUGUGUGCCUUAGUAAGCUUUUGAGUUACCACAACCAUUGUUAAGCUUCUCACAGUGUGUCCCCAACAGACCAAUCCUAAUGCUGCAAGGUUACCAGGCAGUGCAGUAAGUUACUCUGUGAUGGCUUGCUCACACAUAAGUGUUCAUGCCUGGCGGGGAGCUGUACUUUAUAACAUGCCACAUAAUGGUUUUUCUGCUCAUACAAAUGUACACAAACUUGGCUCACAAACUGUCGUGAUUUGUUCUGCUCGGCUCGUGUUGUCAUCUGUGUGUGUCUGUCCAAUUAUUUUCUUACAGAUAUUUUAUAUCCCUGUACAUACCUUGUUUACCAUGUAUAUGAAGAGUUUAUGUAAAUUUAGAGUCUUUUCCUAUAUUACAAUAAUGACAAAAUUAAAUUUCAGAGUAAAUGAACUCUGUAGUAUGAUGUGAUUUUGAGGAAAAGUUUAAUUUAGCAAAUUAGCUCUUGGUGAUAUGUGUAACUCAGGCUUUUUAGUGCAUCCUAUUAUCCACAAGUUUGGUAUCACAGUAUUAUCUGCAAUAUCUAAGCUAUGGUAAUAUUAAUCUCCUUGCCUUUAUUGCCUCAAAUGAUAUACUUAAUCUCAGUACUAUUUAUGAUUUUUUCCAGCCAGUAUUUGUAUUUUCCUCUAUUUCAUGUUAAACCUUUUACAUUUGAAAUCUUCUGAAUUGGACACACUUCAGAUGGCAGUAAAAGUGAAUGUAUGUUUUCCUGCAUCUUGCACCACAGUUACUAUUAGUUUGAUCAUGAGCCAAAAUCCUGUUCUCUCUGCAAGCACUUUGAAUCAUUGACUUAUGAGUCUAAAAGCAUCUGUGUUGGAAUCCAUGGCAUUGUAUAAGAGCAGGUGUUUUAUAGACAAGAUCAGAAUUAAUAAUUCUCAGGGUUUGCAGAGAAGAGGAAAUUUGGCCAUGUUUGUACCUGCACAAGGGUUUGGUACACAUCACUAAGGUGUGGGGAGCUCUUGGUCCACCUCUUUGGAGCUGAGGCUUCAGACUGGGUGUUGAGCAGGUGUGUCGUGCCAAAGAUAUCCUUUCUUGCCAUGAUAUUCCUAUGGUAGGUGACUUACUUCUUCCAUUGUAUGUAAUACAUCACAUUUUCUUCAUAUUUAUCUAUAUAUUUAAGUAGUGAAGAUGUUCACUAUUGCUGUGCCUGAUAUGAUGACAUGACAUACUGAUGAUGCUCCUUAAUAAACUGUAAACAUCACAGUCUCCCAUUCCUGAUUUGUGUGGAACAUUGUAACUCAUUUCUCGAGCAAUAUUCAUUACCGCUGGUAUGGACUCUGUAGAAAUAGUUUAUCUAAAAUUAUACAUUUCAGUUUUUUAAAAAGUUACCCACUUGAGAAGAGCUUGGAUUGUUAGGUGUUGGCAUGACCCCUAUCAUGUGGUCAUAGUUUUCAGUUAUUGAAGGUAUUAGAAUGUGGUACUUGGCACUGGCAGGAGGCACCAAGAGGCAUGUGAUACGAGAUAUAGUGUGUGUGGUGGUGUAAUUGCUCGGGACGAGUGCCAGAUGUUUCAUUGCUUGGAAUCUUGUUUGUUGUCGGGUGUGUGGCCCUGCUGGCAACUACCUUCUUGUCUCUCUUGUUAUACAUUUAUGUAUUUAUAAUUUAGUUUUAUUUAAAGGUUAUUGUUAUUUUAGUAUUAUUCUCAGCUCUAGUCAUUCUUAUGUGUAUGGCUUUAAUGUUUAAAAUUCUUGUUUAAUAGAAUUUCUAUGCGGUAUUAAGAUUCCUUAAAUAAAAAUUACUUUAUU
Molecule: messenger RNA, 5209 nt
Organism: Scylla paramamosain (green mud crab)
Lineage: Eukaryota; Metazoa; Arthropoda; Malacostraca; Decapoda; Portunidae
Exons: 6
Coding region: 56-1672 (538 amino acids)
Cellular component (GO): nucleus
Source: RefSeq, a predicted model, not a curated record